This is a messenger RNA of Diabrotica balteata, 1910 nucleotides long. The record is from the annotation of a GenBank genome assembly. Lineage: Eukaryota; Metazoa; Arthropoda; Insecta; Coleoptera; Chrysomelidae.
GAGAUUUGUCAGUUUAUGUUUUCUAUCAAGGAUGUUUUUUGUGCAGUAAAGUAAAAAAUUGUGUGAUUAGUGAUUUAAUAAAUGAGCAAAUAAUUAUUUCUGGUUCUAGUCAUGUUUUCCUAAUUGUGAAUUAUAUUUUCAAAAACAAUCAUGGAUAAACCUCAAUUUAGUCCCAGUAAAGGAACUCCUGUGAAUAAUUUUGGGACUGACAAUGAUGAACCCUACCCAAGUCUCUCAGAUUAUCAUGAUUAUGAGCCAAAUCUUGAGUUUGAUGACUCUGAACUGCAACAUUCUACAACUGUUCUAGCCCACACAGUUGAUAUGAUCCAGGCUGAAUCUAAUAGCAUGGGCUCUCCGAUAUCGGACUUCACGGACGAUAACUUCGAAGAAGAACUAGCGGAAGCCUGCGAGGAAAACUUGGACAGUCUAAUGUUUUGUUCGACUUCUUAUCCGGAAGUUGGAGAUACGGCUCCCGAAAAGUUUUCCGAAAUUUCGAGAUACGGGAUCGUCGACGUCAAGGGAGACGAUGCGGACGGAAGAAAAAUUAUUGUCGUUUACGCUUGUAAGUUGCCUCAAAUUAAGGAGAUUGAUCAUGGAUUGUUGUUAAGUUAUUUGAAGUAUACCUUAGAAAGUUAUGUAAAGCAAGACUACAGUUUAAUUUAUUUUCACCACGGACUGACGAGUAAAAACAAACCGUCGAUAGGUUGGUUGGUCCAAGCUUACAAAGCCUUCGACAGAAAUUAUAAGAAGAAUCUGAAAGCGUUAUAUCUAGUCCAUCCAACGAGCUUUCUUAAAUUCGUUUCGCAACUGUUUAGGCCCCUUAUCAGUGCCAAGUUUGGAAAGAAAUUGAACUAUAUUCACAGGCUGAAGGAGUUAAACGAAUUUAUACCGAUAGAAAAAUUGGAUAUACCCAAUGAAGUGAUAGAACACGAUAAGAAACUUGGUGGGGAGGUUCCAGUAUCGAGAACGUCCCCUGAUUCUGUUUUUGAGCCGACGUGCCCUACCCAACAAUUCGGAGUUACUCUGCAGUAUAUUAGGGAUCAGUACAAUGUAAUCAUUCCGCCUAUUGUGAAACAAUGUAUAGAAUACUUAGAUCAGCCUGACGCAUUAGAAACGGAGGGUAUAUUUAGAAGGUCCGCCAACGCUAACAAAGUUAAAAGUCUGAAAGAAAUCGCAAAUACUGGCCAAAAGGUACCUUUCGAUGAUCCUCAUGAAGCUGCUGUAUUACUGAAAAAGUUUUUGAGGGAGCUUAAAGAACCUCUGUUGACUUAUGAAUUGUAUGAUGAAAUUGUACAAUUUCAAAGUUGGAAUAAUGAUGAAAGGCUGAGGCUAGUAUCCAUACUUGUAAUGGAAAAGCUACCAGAAGACAACUAUAAGGUCUUAAAAUAUAUCAUUAGAUUUUUAUCCAGGGUAAUGGAAAGGUCUGACUUAAACAAAAUGAAUGCACAAAACCUAGCUGUAGUCUUUGGACCAAACCUAGUGUGGUCCGAUUCAGUUUCGAUGUCACUAGCUGCCAUAGGUCCCAUUAACAUGUUUACGCAGUUCUUAUUAGUGCAUCAGAACGAGAUAUUUAUGAUUUAGAGUAAACGUUUAUCAAUGUAAUUUUUGUACUUGCGACCCUGUGUGAAAAUAUUUGCGAGAUAAUAGUAAGGGAGAGGAAGGCAAUGGAUAAUUGUAAACAUUUUAUGUUUUUGUAUAUAGGAAUUAGACUGCUUGAAAAGCAAGGUACUGACUGUAACACUUUAACUGUGGUAUACAUAUUAAAAUCGUAUUCUGAAGGUAAAUAAGUGAUGAUUGUACAGAAUUUUUUGUUUAUGUUGCAGCCGAGUUUUUAAAAUAUAUAUUCCUUAUUCUAUUUAUAUACUUUCCAGCAACAAUAUUUUUUUAGUACAAAUAAACUGUAAAAUUUG